CACUAUCAUUGCUUUGGACUCUGAACCUUAUUAUGCAAACAAAAUAUAUAAAGUCAAUGAACUACUCUGUAUCAUUAAUAACCAUGAUGGCUGCAAGAUUUAUACUGCUAGUGCUGUGUAUCUGCAAUACGGGGCAAGUGAGGGCAUCGUGUGACUGCAAGCUGGAUGCAGCUACCACAACAAUAAAACCAGAGAUCAUCAACUCAAGACUUAAAUCCCAACAAGAAAUAAUAGCUGGCCUCGAGGAACGGUUCCAGAAGAUAACUAAGGACAAUGCACUGAAACUUGAUCGUCUGAAGAGUACCAAGGGAGAUGUCGAACGGAUGACAGAUCUUAUUUAUCCUCAAGUAAAUAAGUGUGCCAAGAAGAGUCAUUUGCGCUGCAAAGAAUCAGGAGAGUGUAUCCAUCAUCUGUUGGGCUGUGAUGGGGUGGUUGAUUGUCUAGAUGGAUCCGAUGAGGCUAAUGAAACGUGCACAAAUCCCGUGGUACCCGGCCACCCAUAUAUAGCUGUUCUUCCAAAACGCCAGACAUGUUUCCCAGAUGCUUCCUCUGAAGUCAAAAUUAUUUGCUUAGUAAAAGAAACGACGAUAUCAGAACAUUUCCCGCAGGUUUUCCGAGGAACUGGAACGGGGGAAUAUAGUUUUAAAGAUACCAAUGGAAGGGAUGUCAAGGGUUUCUUGAAAAUCGAGUUAACUCACUUUGUGGCCUCGGGUGAAAUGAUAUGGAACUAUUCCGGUGACUAUAAAUUUAGAGGAUAUGCGUUCCUGCCUUAUUUCCUCGAGUCAUCGCCGCUUAUAGGCUACUAUUACCAUGGACACGAUUUCAAAGAGGUUUGCUCAAAUGCAGUUUGGCAUUAACAAAAUACAUAUAUAAGAAAUUGGACUUUUGAUAAAUGAUUAACUAUAUUUCAACUCCAACAAUAUCCUUGGUGAUAAACUCUAUAAUUAUAGAUUGUAUUUUAAAUACCCAAAAUGUUUGGACUUUAGAUUUGAGGUUUAGCAGCUUAAAUUGUCUGGCCUAGCUGUCAUAUACAAAGAAGUUAUUCACCAGGAGGGAUUUGAUAUGGGAAAUAUCACAAGGGUGAUGACAAUAUUUCCCAGGCCAUUGAUAUCAUCCGAG
Molecule: messenger RNA, 1119 nt
Organism: Owenia fusiformis
Lineage: Eukaryota; Metazoa; Annelida; Polychaeta; Sabellida; Oweniidae
Source: the annotation of a GenBank genome assembly